AUGAUUUUCAUCACUUGUACUUCUGCUCGAGCACGAAAUUGGGAUGAUUUGGAAUAUUAUGAUAAAAGAUUGUUCGGAUGUAUUGCGCUUGGUGAACCAUGUAAACAUACGCUUCUUGCAAAAGCAUGUUGUGAGAAAUCUAAAUGUCAUCCGACUACAAACACGUGUGUAAGUGUUACUUCAUCAGGUACAUGGCUCGAUCAUCGAAAUGGAAAAUAG
Molecule: messenger RNA, 219 nt
Organism: Adineta steineri
Lineage: Eukaryota; Metazoa; Rotifera; Eurotatoria; Adinetida; Adinetidae
Source: the annotation of a GenBank genome assembly